Emericellopsis cladophorae is the source of this 1413-nucleotide messenger RNA. Its product is annotated as Molybdenum cofactor sulfurase. The transcript has a single exon. NCBI's taxonomy places the organism in Eukaryota, Fungi, Ascomycota, Sordariomycetes, Hypocreales, Bionectriaceae. Bases 1 to 1413 code for a protein of 470 amino acids. The record is from RefSeq and is a predicted model, not a curated record.
AUGAUGGAUGCGCACGCUGUCCAGCGCGAUCCCGACUAUGGCAUGUCGCACAUUACCAGUCUUCGCGAAACCGAGUAUCCAUAUCUUGACCACCGGAAACACACAUACCUCGACUAUACAGGCGCGAGUCUGCCCUCCAUCACCCAGGUGGAAGCGCACCAUGCCCGGUUGGCGAGCACAGUAGCGGGCAAUCCUCACUCUGUCAGCCCAGCCUCGGGCACGUCCACGGACCUCGUCGACGAGACGAGGCGUCGCAUCCUCCUCUUCCUCCACGCCGCGCCAGAGGAGUAUACCGUCAUAUUCACGGCGAAUGCGACGGCAGCGGCGAAACUCGUCGGCGAAGCAUACCCCUUUGACAAGAGGACAAGGCUGGUCUUGACGGCCGAUAACCACAACUCCAUCAAUGGCCUCCGUCAGUAUGCGCGACAGGCCGGCGCAGACGUGGCGUACGUCCCCAUCGCGGACGCCGACAGCUUGCGAAUAUCCACGUCUGAGGUUGGACAGGCCCUUCCAAAACUCAACACCCCCAUGAGGGAGACCUGCUCGUUCUUGCGUCCACGUCGCCGUCCCCGAACCGGUCUCUUCGCGUACCCUGCCCAGAGCAACUUCAGCGGCGUCCAACACCCUUUGUCGUGGGUCUCGUUAGCCCAGUCGCGGGGAUACAAAGUCCUGCUCGACGCAGCCGCCUACCUGCCCACCACUCCUCUCGACCUGUCACGGUGCAAGCCCGACUUUGUGAUCCUGAGUUGGUACAAAGUCUUCGGCUUCCCUACGGGUGUGGGAUGCCUGAUCGCGAGGCACGAUACCCUGACCACACUCGAGAGACCGUGGUUCUCAGGCGGCGCCGUGGACAUGGUAACAGUAGGGCGCGAGUGGCAUCGAAUGGCCGACGGCAGUCAAGCGUGGGAAGAUGGCACGCUGAACUUCCUCGCUAUCCCUGAUGUCCACGUCGGACUGAACAUUCUCGUCCACACGGUAGGGUACGACCCUUUGCGCAAAAGGCUUCGACUGUUAACGAGGUGGUGCAUCGACGCUCUGGACUCGCUGCAGCACGGAUCGGGCCACGGGGUUUGUCGUAUAUAUGGCCCACGAGACGUAGAAGCGCGGGGAGGCACGAUUGCGUUCAACGUGCAAGAUGUCGCGGGUGUUCUGGUGGACGAGUACUUGGUCGCCCGGGACGCGGCGGCAAACAACAUCUCCAUCCGCGCCGGCUGUUUCUGCAAUCCUGGCGUUGGCGAGACCGUCAGCAGGGCGAGUAAGCAGGUCUUACGCUCGUUCGCGCAGGAACGAGAGAAAGAUCGCGGUGGCAUGGGAGCCGUCCGCAUCUCCCUUGGCAUCGCCUCGACAGUCGGGGAUGUCGAAACCUUUGUUAGAUUCAUUGAGGAUACGUACAAAGACAGGAAGCUCGGGUAG